CAUUCCCCCAAUAAGCACCGCCAAACCCCAAUCGAAGCUCUCUCCGGCGAUCGCCGAUUCGGCCACCAGUAUCCGGAGAUCUGCACUCCCUCACUGAUUGCGCAUAGUCCGUCCAGUUCGCGAACGAGCACUUUGGCGAGAAAAGACCGAGCUGAACAUUUCUAAUUUGGUGUACGCUCAACGCUGAAGAAUCGAUCGGGGGCUUUCUUUGACGGGUCCGGUGUAAUUUCCCGAUCGAUUCGUCUCCUGGAUGCUGAAGGGACGUCGGACUCUGAGGUCUUCGUCUCUAAAUCCUGUAGUUCGAUCUGCACAACUGUGAAGAGAUGGCUUCCAACAACGUUCUUAGGGUCAGUAGAUCCUUGAACUCAUCGUCUGAUCGAGAUGGGAGUAGGCCCCCUUCAUUUAGCCGCUUUGCAAGAGACUCCGGGGAAGACGAUGAUUACGGAAGCAGUGACAUUGACAAGGAAAGCAUCGACUAUCUCGUACAGAGUCCGCCAAUUCCUGAUAACCAACCAUUGGAUCCAGCCAUCUCUGCAAAGGUCGGAGAGCGCUAUGCUUCGAAUGCAUUGUUUACUGGUGGGCGAAAUAGCGUCACUCGUGCUCGUCUCAUGGACAAUGCGAUUGAGUCUGAGGCCGACCGUCCUCAGAUGGCUGGUGCCAAGGGGCCUUCUUGCGCUAUGUCUGGAUGUGAUUCAAAGGCCAUGAGCGAUGAGCGCGGAGGUGAUCUCCUUCCUUGUGCGUGCGAUUUCAGAAUAUGCUCCGAGUGCUUUACAGAUGCAGUGAAGAUUGGUGGUGGAAUUUGUCCAGGGUGCAAAGAACCUUAUAAACCUACUGACCUUGAGGAGAUGGCCAAUGACUCUGUGGAUCGGCAACCACUUCUGUUGCCAGCGCCUCCGGCAAUGCCGAAGCGGGAUAGGAGGCUUUCGAUAAUGAAAUCGUUGACAACGAGCCAAACAGGCGAUUGGGAUCACAACCGCUGGCUGUUCGAGACAAAGGGAACCUAUGGCUAUGGCAAUGCUAUUUGGCCUGAAGAAGGCACAGGGGAUGGAGGAAAUGGGCAGCAAUCAGUACUGUCUAACAAACCAUGGAGGCCUCUCACUCGCAAACUGAAGAUCCCUGCAGCAAUAUUAAGUCCUUACCGCCUCCUCAUCAUCAUCCGCAUGGUUUUUCUUGGCCUGUUUCUUGCUUGGAGAAUCAAUCACAAAAAUGAGGAUGCAAUUUGGCUGUGGGGGAUGUCUGUUGUCUGCGAGAUUUGGUUUGCAUUCUCCUGGUUGUUGGAUCAGUUACCAAAGUUGUGCCCGGUGAGACGCGCCACUGACCUCGCUGUGUUGAAGGAAAAGUUUGAAAUCCCUACAGCUAAAAAUCCCACCGGGAUAUCUGAUCUUCCAGGUAUUGAUGUGUUUGUUUCCACAGCUGAUCCUGAAAAAGAACCACCACUUGUAACUGCCAAUACAAUACUCUCUAUCCUUGCCGUCGACUACCCAGUGGAAAAGCUAGCUUGUUAUGUCUCUGAUGAUGGUGGUGCUCUCUUGACUUUCGAAGCAAUGGCCGAGGCUGCUAGCUUUGCCAAUCUCUGGGUACCAUUCUGCCGUAAGCAUGGCAUUGAGCCUAGAAAUCCAGAAAGUUACUUUAGUUUGAAGAAGGACCCUUACAAGAACAAGGUACGAUCUGAUUUUGUCAAGGACAGAAGGCGAGUGAAGAGAGAGUAUGAUGAAUACAAGGUUCGUAUCAAUGGUUUGCCUGAUUCAAUUAGACAGCGAUCUGAUGCAUUCAAUGCGCGCGAGGAGAUCAAAGCAAUGAAACAACAAAGAGAGCUUGGAGGUGAUGAUCCAGUUGAACCCAUUAAGAUUCCUAAAGCUACAUGGAUGGCUGAUUGCACACAUUGGCCGGGAACGUGGGUGAACUCCUCUCCGGAGCAUACUAGGGGUGAUCAUGCUGGAAUCAUUCAGGUAAUGUUGAAGCCUCCAGGGCAAGAGCCAUUAUUAGGCAACAGAGAAGAGGGUAAACCUCUUGAUUUUACAGACACAGACAUUCGUCUACCCAUGCUGGUCUACCUCUCACGGGAGAAACGCCCAGGCUACGACCACAACAAGAAGGCCGGAGCCAUGAAUGCCCUCGUCCGAGCCUCUGCGAUCAUGUCCAACGGCCCUUUCAUCCUCAACCUCGACUGCGAUCACUACGUCUACAACUCGCAGGCCUUCCGGGAAGGCAUGUGCUUCAUGAUGGACCGCGGAGGCGAUCGACUCUGCUACGUGCAGUUUCCUCAGCGCUUCGAGGGCAUCGAUCCCUCCGAUCGGUACGCAAACAACAAUACAGUCUUCUUCGACAUCAACAUGAGGGCGCUCGACGGCCUGCAGGGCCCCUUCUACGUCGGAACCGGCUGCCUCUUCCGGCGAAUGGCUAUCUACGGCUUCAGUCCUCCUCGAGCCAAAAUUCGCCAUGGAGACUACUGCAGCUGCUGCUUUCCCUCAAAACGCAAGGCAUCGGAUGAUAUAUCCAUGUCCACCCUCCCUAACAAAUUCGGUAACUCAUCCUUUCUACUGGAUUCCAUUCCAGUAGCUGAGCUCCACGGCCGACCUCUCGCUGAUCAUCCGUCGGUGAAGUACGGCCGCGAGCCUGGCAUUCUCACAGCUCCUCGCCAGCUUCUCGACGCGCCGACGGUGGCUGAGGCGAUCAGCGUCAUCUCAUGCUGGUACGAAGACAAAACCGAAUGGGGGCAGCGCGUCGGAUGGAUCUAUGGCUCUGUAACUGAGGAUGUUCUUACUGGCUACAGAAUGCACAACAGAGGUUGGAAGUCUGUGUACUGCGUGACCAAGCCGGACGCGUUCCGUGGAACAGCUCCGAUCAACUUGACUGAUCGGCUCCACCAAGUGCUCCGAUGGGCUACCGGCUCCGUCGAGAUCUUCUUCUCCAGGAACAACGCGUUCCUCGCGAGUCCGAAGAUAAAGAUUCUUCAAAGGAUUGCGUAUCUCAACGUCGGGAUCUACCCAUUCACCUCCAUUUUCCUCAUCGUCUACUGCUUCCUGCCGGCGCUCUCCCUGUUCACAGGCCAGUUCAUCGUCCAGACUCUCAACGUGACCUUCCUCACGUACCUCUUGAUGAUCACCUCCACGCUCUGCUUGCUUGCGAUUCUGGAGAUCAAGUGGUCGGGGAUCUCCCUCGAAGAAUGGUGGAGAAAUGAGCAGUUCUGGAUGAUCGGAGGAACCAGUGCGCAUUUUGCGGCAGUGCUGCAGGGGCUGCUGAAGGUGGUCGCCGGGAUAGAGAUCUCGUUCACUCUGACAUCGAAGUCGGCAGGCGACGAGGAGGAGGAGGAGUUUGCCGAACUCUACCUGGUGAAGUGGACCUCGCUGAUGAUACCGCCGGUGACCAUCAUGAUGGUGAACCUGAUAGCGAUCGCCGUGGGAGUUAGCCGGACGAUGUACAGCGCGAUACCGCAGUGGAGCAAGCUGGUGGGCGGAGUUUUCUUCAGUUUUUGGGUGCUGGCGCAUCUCUACCCCUUCGCCAAGGGUCUGAUGGGGCGGAGAGGAAGAACCCCGACGAUCGUUUACUUGUGGUCCGGCCUCCUUGCUAUCGUCAUUUCGCUGCUUUGGAUUGCAAUCGAUCCACCGUCGGGUCAGGGCGGCUCACAAAUUGGAGGAUCUUUUACCUUCCCUUGAUUCCCUCCAAAAACUCGGUGAGUUUUCGUCCUAAUUUAUAUGAAUUUUAUAGUGCAAAGGGGCACAAUGGAGAGAUUCUCAUUCAUGAUUCUUUUUUUUAAAAGAAGUAAAGGGCGUUUCAAAUUAUAUAAGUAAUCAUGUUCUUCCUUUUUUUUUUAAUACCUUAUUGUAUUAUUUAUUUCAAAAAUAUCUUUACUUUCAGUGGCUUUGACUAACA
Messenger RNA from Zingiber officinale, 3873 nucleotides. Its product is annotated as cellulose synthase-like protein D2. Gene Ontology annotation, cellular component: trans-Golgi network; plasma membrane. Gene Ontology annotation, molecular function: cellulose synthase (UDP-forming) activity; mannan synthase activity. The transcript is spliced from 4 exons. Gene Ontology annotation, biological process: plant-type primary cell wall biogenesis; cellulose biosynthetic process. The record is from RefSeq and is a predicted model, not a curated record. The coding region runs from base 324 to 3656 and encodes 1110 amino acids. NCBI's taxonomy places the organism in Eukaryota, Viridiplantae, Streptophyta, Magnoliopsida, Zingiberales, Zingiberaceae.